CAGGUUAUUCGUUAGUUAUUGUCAUAUAUGAUGCCUAAUUAUAAUUUUAAUAAUGUUUGAAAAGUCUUUAAAACACUUACGCAAGACGCAUCCAGAGGAAUCAGGGAUUUUGGAAGAUUUGGACAAACUAGAGGCAAAACUCAAUUCUUUAAUAUCGGAACAACAAAAUUGCCUUUUAUAUGAUCCAAAAUGUAUCAAUAGUAAUGUAAGGAUCCAAAUUUACAAUACGUAUUCCGAUCAGGACCCUAAACCUGUAAACUAUCUGUUUACUCAUGUACCUCCUUCCACCUACACACUGUAUAUUAAGGCAUAUGAACUGGAUAACAAUAAAAAUAUCAUUGAAAACCAGGAAUCGCAUGUGUUAAGCAAAUUUUUUCGUUUGAUAAUGUUUGAUACACCCUCGGGUGUUAUUGUUUGGGAUAGAGAUGAACUAGAGGCUCAAACAAAACUAUACUUCCAUACUGAUAGGCAUCAAUCCAUUAAUGAAGCUGUGAACCGCAAAAAUAAGACAAAUAACGAUGGAAAUUCUCAAAUUCCUGCUAAUGACAAUGUUCAUAUACAUUCCUACAAUGGUUACGACGAACUCCAUAUUAAUAGAUUAGGAUAUUCUGAAUGUGAUGUAACUAUAUAUUUCUUUCCCACGCAAGUUGUACCGGUGUUCUCUUUGUCAAAGACUUUACACGAUUUUAUUCUUUCAUCCAUUGGAAAUACAGGCGUAGCAAAUAUGCUCCAACAGGCUACCUUGGCCAUGGUUACUAGAUCGAUAUGGGUUUAUGCAUUCAAAAAUAGGCUCUUUGUAGAAUCUGGAGAUACAGAAACUUGUAUGAUUCUGGAUGACAAGCUAAUGAAUUUGUUCAAUACGAAUGUCGAUCGCAUCAGAAUAAGCGAAUUACCUCUACUACUACAGCCACAUUUGUAUCCUCCGAGGCCAAUAAAGAUAGUUCAUAAAAUUAAAUUAACAGGGAAACCCUCAGAUAACGAACAGAUUGUUGACCUUACGCUGGAGUCAUGUUUUCCGUAUUCAUUCAAGAAACCGGACAUUAAUACGGAAUUUGACACUCAAAUUACCGCUCUUGAGAAUGAAGUUAUCGAAUUACUGCACCUAAAGAACUUUUACACUUGUUUUUCCGAGGAUCCACACCGGUUCAUAAACAACAUGAUGACAAACAAGAACCCUCACAAUUCCAAACCAUUUACACCUGAUCAGUUGUUUAACUUAAAAGAAGGGUUUGACGAGCACUGGGUACACUACGCAAUGGAUAAUUAUAUGGAUUGCAACAACAAAUCUAUCCAGGAACUUGUAUACAAGAUUUUCGAUAAGACGCCACUGAGCGACUUUCUGACUAAAAAGUAA
This is a messenger RNA of Theileria equi strain WA, 1354 nucleotides long. RefSeq lists its product as hypothetical. The transcript is spliced from 3 exons. Bases 53 to 1354 code for a protein of 433 amino acids. The record is from RefSeq and is a predicted model, not a curated record. Lineage: Eukaryota; Apicomplexa; Aconoidasida; Piroplasmida; Theileriidae.